CUGGGUAGAACCUGGGAUACCUCCGUCUCUAUCUCUCUCCCUGACUCCGUUUCCCUUUCCCUGUGAGGAAGAGUGGAGGAUGAAGUUUCCCAGAGGCUCCAGAAUGUCAUGUCCUGUCCAUUCCCCUGUAUAGUGGACCUCCUGCAGAGCUGUGCUUGCCACAUGCAAAGACUUUGACUGUUCCAUGGCAUAGGCACAUACUGGGUACAGACAGUAGCCUACAGGAGAACAGCAUCCCUAUCUUUUAGCACUCUCUCUCUCUCCCCAAAAGUCUCUCAGGCCCCUCUAUCCCUCUCAGAGAGCCCCUCCCUGGGGCCAUGCCCAUCCAGCUUAAUGCCGACACCUCCUUCAGCUCCAAGCAGGAGCUACUGGACCUCCAGAACGGCCCCAUGGGCCCCUUCCUGGAUACACCCAGCCCUGUGGACUCUCAGGAGGAUAGCCCGAUGGGCUCAGGCCCUGGCAGCUCUGCUGGAGAAGGCCCCGCUGGCCACAUCAUCCUCACCAGGGCUACUGCCCCUCUGCCUGGACAGCUUUACAGGGGUGAGGUGCCCACAGAGACCCCCAUGGGCCUCAAAUUCAUCCCCAUUGACUCAGAAGGGCUGUGUGGCUGGGGGGCCCUGACGCCCCGAGCCAUCCAGACCUUCAACACCCCUCGCUGGCUGCUCUUCUUCCUCUGUGUGGCUUCCUUCCUCCAGGGCAUGAUCAUUAACGGCUUCAUCAACACGGUGGUGACCUCCAUAGAGAGGCGCUUUGACCUGCGUAGCUACCAGGCCGGGCUCAUCGCCAGCUCCUACGACAUCGCUGCCUGUCUGUGCCUGGCCUUCGUCAGUUACUUUGGUGGGACAGGGCACAAGCCUCGUUGGCUGGGCUGGGGGGUGCUAGUCAUGGCGUUAGGCUCUCUGGUGUUCGCCCUGCCUCACUUCACCACUCCCCCGUACCAUGUCAGCAUUCCCGAGCGGACAGGGGUAUGCACAGGGAACCGUACCAGCCCUUGCCAUGAUAGGGAGGGUGGGGGUCUGUCCAGCUACCGCUUUGUCUUCAUGCUGGGCCAGUUCCUGCAUGGGGUGGGAGCCACGCCCCUGUACACUCUGGGGGUCACCUACCUGGACGAGAACGUCAAGUCCAGCUAUGCUCCAGUGUACAUUGGGAUCUUCUAUACAGCAGCCAUCGUGGGUCCAGCAGCAGGGUACCUUCUAGGAGGAUACUUCCUCAACAUCUAUACAGAGGUCCAUAUGACGACGGAGCUGACUCCAGAGAACCCUCUGUGGGUGGGGGCCUGGUGGAUAGGCUUCCUUGCAGGAGGGGCAGCAGCACUGGUCAUCGCCCUGCCCAUCCUGGGCUACCCACGCCAACUACCAGGCUCUCAGAAGUAUGUGGCCAUGCGUGUGUCUGAGGCCCACCAGCUGAAAGAUGGCAGUCAGGCCAGUGCAUCAGACCCUCAGUUUGGGAAGUCAGUGAAGGACAUGCCUAGGUCAGUGUUGCUCCUGCUGAAGAACCCUCCCUUCCUCUUCCUGUGUCUGGCGGGGGCCACGGAGGCCACCCUCAUUGCUGGCAUGUCCACCUUCGGCCCAAAGUUCCUGGAGUCUCAGUUCAGCUUGAGUGCAUCUGAGGCAGCCACAUGGUUCGGCUACAUGGUGGUGCCCGCGGGCGGAGGUGGCACCUUCCUGGGCGGCUACAUCGUGAAGAAGCUGAACCUACGUUGCCGUGGCAUCAUCCGUUUCUGCAUGGUGUGUGCCCUCAUCAGUCUACUGGCCAUAUUCAUCUUCCUCAUCCACUGUCCCAACGUCCCUAUGGCCGGGGUGACCACUCCCUAUCAGUACAACAAGGAUUACAAUGAACAGUACUAUGAGCAAGCCAACAACCUCCGCAACAGCUCUUUGUUGGGGGGCAACCUGACGGUGGGAUGUAAUGCAGAUUGUCACUGUUUACGAGAGCUCUAUAACCCAGUCUGUGGAGCUGACGAUGUGAUGUAUUACUCCCCCUGCCACGCAGGAUGCAGCACAAUCAACCACACAGAGAUCUCAACAGGCAGACAGGUGUACUCGGGCUGCAGCUGUGUGGUGGGGGGGAAUGUGACAUCAGGGCUGGAGGGCCAGGCGAGGGAUGGGAAAUGUACCAGCUCCUGUAGUCACAUGCCAGCCUUCCUCACCUUCCUCUUCAUCAUCAUCUCCUUCACCUUCCUGUGUAGUAUACCAGCCCUCACCGCUACCCUCAGGUGUGUUCCAGACAGCCAGAGGUCCUUUGGACUGGGGAUCCAGUGGAUUGUGGUGCGAAGUCUAGGUGGGAUCCCAGGCCCGAUAGCAUUUGGCUCUGUGAUCGACAUCUCAUGCCUGCUGUGGGAGGACCAGUGUGGAGAGCAGGGCUCCUGCCAUCUCUACCAGAACUCUGCCAUGAGCCGCUACACACUCAUCGCUGGCAUCAUCUACAAGGUUCUCGGCACGCUGUUCUUCCUGCUGGCCAGUGUUCUGUACAAGCCCCCUCCAGAGUCGCCCCAGAGCAGCUGUGAGAGCACCGACCACGGGCCAGUGGACAGCGGGGGCGAGACGGGGGACCUCCCGAUCAAGGACCUUCCACCAGAGAUCAUCGCCAAUGUACACACCAGGUUAUGAUGACUUCAGACUCCAUCCACACUGUAUGUGUUGGUGUGUGUGGCGUACCACUGCUUCCCCCAUCAUUGCCAGCCUGUGCCCGUCUCAUAGCCACUCCCAACACACAGACACAUCACCCCAGGGCAUGUCUCACCUACUGACCCCACGUUCAGCCUGCCCUCCACUGCCAGCCCACUGAAAUGGGGUGUGUGUGAUGUGAUGAAAGACUGAGACUAGGGUCACAGAUAGGGUCAGAGGUUAGUCUGAGAAGUAGCUAAGAGGUUUCUCCUGAUGGCUUUUGGGAUUUAAUCUACUCCAAAAAACACGUUUUUAAAUGUAAAGUAACAUAGAAAGUAUGUUUUUUUGUUUUGUUUCUCAGUUGGGUCCCAGUUUGUAUAGCUUAUGUUAUGCCAUGAGUAUGAAGCAUUCCUUAUGUUGAGUGUUGAAAGAGGCAUUUACACCCGUAAAACAACCCUGUUGUCUUGCCCUAUCACAGAUACAUUACAUAUUUCUUUUAUCUACACCGAAACAGAAUUUAAAUACAAAGAAAAACAGAAUGUUCAUAUCAUAUAAAAACUAUAGACCAAGAGUAUGUAAAGGCACUUACUGUUAUUAUAACUAUACCUAUUGAGAACAAAAAUACACAUAUAUUUUAACAAAUGGAAGAGCACACAGCUAUUUAUGACAGCCUUUUAGCACAUGUAAGACUUCGAAUGACCUGUAGCAGGCUGCCAUUUAACAGAAGUGAAGACAAAACCCAAGAGAGGCCGUGAAGAUGAUGAUGCUACAGUGAGGGAAAAAAGUAUUUGAUCCCCUGCUGAUUUUGUCUGUUUGCCCACUGA
Coregonus clupeaformis (lake whitefish) is the source of this 3430-nucleotide messenger RNA. RefSeq names its product solute carrier organic anion transporter family member 4A1. Gene Ontology annotation, molecular function: protein binding. The transcript is spliced from 12 exons. Bases 318 to 2609 code for a protein of 763 amino acids. Gene Ontology annotation, biological process: sodium-independent organic anion transport; transmembrane transport. NCBI's taxonomy places the organism in Eukaryota, Metazoa, Chordata, Actinopteri, Salmoniformes, Salmonidae. Gene Ontology annotation, cellular component: membrane. The record is from RefSeq and is a predicted model, not a curated record.